This is a messenger RNA of Gekko japonicus, 987 nucleotides long. Its product is annotated as olfactory receptor 14A16-like. Gene Ontology annotation, molecular function: G protein-coupled receptor activity; olfactory receptor activity. Gene Ontology annotation, cellular component: membrane. Gene Ontology annotation, biological process: G protein-coupled receptor signaling pathway. The record is from RefSeq and is a predicted model, not a curated record. Bases 1 to 987 code for a protein of 328 amino acids. Lineage: Eukaryota; Metazoa; Chordata; Lepidosauria; Squamata; Gekkonidae. The transcript has a single exon.
AUGCCCAACCUUACCUCCACAUCUGAAUUUCUGCUCCUGGAAUUUUCAGACAUCCGAGAACUACAAAUUUUACAUUUGUUUGUAUUCUUAGCAGUAUACUUGACUGCAGUGAGUGGCAAUCUUCUCAUCAUCGUUGCUGUAGCCUUUGAUCAUCACCUGCACACCCCCAUGUACUUUUUUCUCAUGAACCUGGCGCUUCUGGAUCUUGGCUUGGUUUCUGUCAUGGUACCUAAAGCUAUGGUCAAUUCCCUCCUGAACAUGAGGUCCAUUUCUUAUUCAGGAUGCGUGGCUCAGGUUUUCUUCCUCUUGUUCCUUGAAGGGUCAGAUCUUGCGAUCUUAACAAUAAUGGCACAUGAUCGGUAUGUCGCUAUCUGCAAUCCAUUGCAAUAUAAUACAAUAAUGCACAGAGGAGCAUGCAUUCAGAUGGCAGUCAGUGCAUGGAUUGCAGGUAUACUCCUUGGUAUAUUACACAGUGGAGGAACUUUUGCCAUCACCUUCUGCUCCAACAGGAUCAAUCAGUUCUUCUGUGAAAUUCCACAGAUUAUAAAACUCUCCUGUUCUGACAUGUAUCUUGUUGAAGUUGGUAUUAUUAUGUUUGGCUGUUUGCUUUCACUAGGAUGCUUCAUCUUCAUCAUUGUCUCUUACAUGCAGAUUUUUGCAGCAGUGCUCAGAAUCCCUUCCGUUCAUGGUCAGAAAAAGGCCCUCUCCACUUGCCUUCCCCACUUGACUGUGGUGUCUUUGCUUGUAUUGACUGGCAUCUUUGCCUACUUGAGGCCUCGCAGUCACACCUCAUCUGACCAGAAUGUUCUUUUUGCAAUAAUUUAUACUGUUCUCCCUCCUUUGCUCAAUCCAUUCAUCUAUAGUAUAAGAAACAAAGAAAUCAAGAAUGCAUUAUUGAAGCUCUCUGAUUUGGGGCACUUUUCAAAACUAAUUGCAAGCUUUUCUGCAAAAAUGAGGUUGAAUAAUCUUGUGCUGAAAAAAUGUUAG